AGGCUGCUGCGUGUAUGCAGCCAGGGGUAGCAGCCACCUCAGGGUCUGAGUCUGGAUUCAUGCUGAUAACCCCUUCAGCUCCACCAUGGCCUUUUAAAGUCAGCGAGGAGGUUUUUGGGGGGCCCAGAAGCCCUGAGCCCAUUGGCCAGAACUCCUGGGAGAACCAGGGCAGAUUUGCAUCAGAAAGAACACUGGCUUCAUUGAAAUUCUCCUCAUUUUGAGUGAAACAAAACCACAAAGAAAAGGAAAGUUUUAAUCCUGAACAACUUCAGCACUGAGGAGCGCUUUUUGAGCUUCUAAAAAUAGAGAGGAAAUGGGCCUCUUUGGGUCACUCUGGUCUCCGCCUCCCCCUGCCCCAUGCCCGCCCCCACCGCCCACUCAAGGCCAGCCUCUCACAGUGGGUGACUGGGCUUUCUUCAGCAGAUGACCAAGGCAGAUGCCACGCAGCUCUGGAGCUGGAUACGGCUGCCCCUCCAGGGAUCCCAGCAUGCCGGACAGCAGAGAGGGCCUGGCCGAGAGCCGGCACGACAAGGUGGAGACCACCCAGGAAAGCUUGAAAACCAGCUCCCAGACUGAUGGGCAGACGCUCUCCAAAGAGUCCCUAAGCCACGCUCUCGAGCUCUCGGCCCCAGAGAAGGUGAAGGAUGGCCAGCUGGAGUCUCCAGAGGAGGCCCUGUGGACAACACGGGCUGAUGGAUGUGUGCGCCUGCGCAUUGACCCCAGCUGCCCCCAGCUGCCUUACACGGUGCAUCAGAUGUUCUACGAGGCCCUGGACAAGUACGGGAACCUCAGCGCACUGGGCUUCAAGCGCCAGGAUAAGUGGGAGCACAUCUCCUAUUCUCAGUACUACCUGCUUGCUCGCAGAGCCGCCAAGGGCUUCCUGAAGCUCGGCCUGGAGCGGGUGCACAGUGUGGCCAUCCUCGGCUUCAACUCCCCGGAGUGGUUUUUCUCCGCCGUGGGCACGGUGUUUGCAGGUGGCAUCGUCACUGGCAUCUACACGACCAGCUCCCCCGAGGCCUGCCAGUACAUUGCCCAUGACUGCCGCGCCAAUGUCAUCAUGGUCGACACGCAGAAGCAGCUGGAAAAGAUUCUGAAGAUCUGGAAACACCUGCCACAUCUAAAGGCAGUCGUGAUAUACAAAGACCCUCCUCUGAGGAAGAUGGCCAAUGUGUACACGAUGGAGGAGUUCAUGGAGCUGGGGAAUGAGGUGCCCGAGGAGGCUCUGGACUCCGUCAUCCAUGCCCAGCAUCCCAACCAGUGCUGUGUGCUGGUCUACACGUCGGGCACCACCGGGACCCCCAAGGGUGUGAUGCUGAGUCAAGACAACAUCACAUGGACAGCGCGCUAUGGCAGCCAGGCUGGUGACAUCCAACCAGCAGAAGUCCAGCAAGAGGUGGUGGUCAGCUAUCUGCCGCUCAGCCACAUCGCUGCCCAGAUCUACGACCUGUGGACAGGCAUCCAGUGGGGGGCCCAGGUGUGCUUUGCCGAGCCUGACGCCCUGAAGGGGAGCCUGGUGAACACACUGCGUGAAGUGGAGCCCACAUCCCACAUGGGGGUGCCACGCGUGUGGGAGAAGAUCAUGGAGCGCAUCCAGCAGGUGGCCACACAGUCGGGCUUCAUCCGGCGCAAGAUGCUGCUGUGGGCCAUGUCAGUGACCUUGGAGCAGAACCUCACCUGCCCUGGCAGUGACCUGAAGCCCUUUACAACCAGACUGGCAGAUUACCUGGUGCUAGCCAAGGUCCGCCAGGCACUGGGCUUUGCCAAGUGCCAGAAGAGCUUCUACGGGGCAGCCCCCAUGACCGCAGAGACGCAGCACUUCUUCCUGGGUCUCAACAUUCGCUUGUACGCGGGCUACGGCCUCAGCGAGACUUCGGGCCCCCACUUCAUGUCCAGCCCCUACAACUACCGGCUCUACAGCUCGGGCAAGGUGGUGCCAGGCUGCCUGGUGAAGCUGGUGAACCAGGACGCGGAGGGCAUCGGUGAGAUUUGCCUGUGGGGCCGCACCAUCUUCAUGGGCUACCUGAACAUGGAGGACAAGACACGUGAGGCCAUUGACGAGGACGGCUGGCUGCACACGGGUGACGCUGGCCGCCUGGAUGACGACGGCUUCCUCUACAUCACGGGGCGCCUCAAAGAAUUGAUCAUCACAGCUGGUGGGGAGAACGUGCCCCCUGUGCCCAUCGAGGAGGCCGUGAAGAUGGAGCUGCCCAUCAUCAGCAAUGCCAUGCUGAUUGGGGACCAGAGGAAGUUCCUGUCCAUGCUGCUCACCCUGAAGUGCACGCUGGACCCAGACACCUCAGACCCGAUGGAUAACCUGACAGAACAAGCUGUGGAGUUCUGCCAGCGGGUGGGCAGCAGGGCCACCACAGUGUCCGAGAUCGUGGGGAAGAAGGAUGAGGCUGUUUACCAGGCCAUUGAAGAGGGGAUCCGGAGAGUCAACACGAAUGCAGCAGCCCGCCCCUACCACAUCCAGAAGUGGGCCAUCCUCGAGAGGGACUUCUCCAUCUCGGGAGGAGAGCUAGGCCCCACAAUGAAACUGAAACGGCUCACGGUUCUGGAGAAGUAUAAGGAGAUCAUCGACUCCUUCUACCAAGAUCAAAAUAUGUAGCCAGGGGCCAUGCUUGCAGUACCCACAGAACAGAUGGCAGGCCUCCCGAGCACGUUCUUGAGCCCCAGGCACCCUCAGUGUGGACGCAGGCGUUCCUGGAAAGUCUGUUAGGUCUCCAAGUCAAGGUGUGGCACUGGCAUUCACCAGGUCUUAGGCCAACAAUAGCUGACAAUUCUGAGAAGCUUCACAUGUGGGUAGUUUUAGUUCUAUUUAAGUAUAGCUUUUUGUUCAGGUGACAAAUGAGACCAGCUCUCCUUCCAGAACUAAAGGGCUGAUGAUUUUUGGCCUUAGUUCCAGGUAGAGUAAUAAGCUGCCAGGUUGCGUGACAGACCAGCCAGUGGCAGGCUGUGGAAGGGGUGGCCGGUAUCACUAGCACAUGCUGCUAUAACUCACCUAACGGCCAUACUCUCUGGAAUCUUGUUGGAUGCUGCCCGCUCUAUUCUUCUGUGACCAGGACCCCCCAACCAUGCACAUGCCAACUGACUUGAUGCUUAAUAAAACUGCUGCUGCUUAUUUGGUUCUAUUUAAUGUGUAAUUUAAAUAUUAAACCUUUUUAACAGAACUGUCAA
Molecule: messenger RNA, 3177 nt
Organism: Carlito syrichta (Philippine tarsier)
Lineage: Eukaryota; Metazoa; Chordata; Mammalia; Primates; Tarsiidae
Gene: ACSBG1
Product: acyl-CoA synthetase bubblegum family member 1
Exons: 14
Coding region: 437-2608 (723 amino acids)
Cellular component (GO): endoplasmic reticulum; membrane
Molecular function (GO): long-chain fatty acid-CoA ligase activity
Source: RefSeq, a predicted model, not a curated record